This is a messenger RNA of Mesorhabditis belari, 948 nucleotides long. Lineage: Eukaryota; Metazoa; Nematoda; Chromadorea; Rhabditida; Rhabditidae. The record is from the annotation of a GenBank genome assembly.
AUGCAAGAGGUUUGCCGUCUUUUACAUCACAUCUCACUCACUGACGCUUUGCACGUGAAUACGGGACACUGCGAGAGAAAUAUGCGAUCAUUGGCUCCUUUGUGUCUACUAGCCGGUCGAACGUUGUGUCUUCAUCCGUCGAGUCGAAUUGCGAGGGAAAAUUUGGAGGUCUUUUGCGACACGUGGGGCCAAUCUGUGAACGAUUUGUCGCGUCUAGCGAAAGAUGCGGAUGCAGCUGCAAGUGGUCGAGUGGCUGCAGAGCGACAGGCUUACAUGUCAUUGCCUCGUCCUGGGAAACACGGGACCACCACGAAACCCUCAAAGCCGAUCACUUUGGAUGUCGAGGAUCAACAAAAGAUGGCCAAAGUUGGAUUGGAGAUGAAAUUGCUGACAUCGGAGGUUGACGCUGAAGCCGAGAAAUGGGAUGAGUAUGCCGAGAAUGACAUUGCAAUGUCUUCAAUGGCUUACAAUAUGUACCUAUUCACACGUGGUGAUGGACCAUUGCGAACGACACACGAUCUUUUCACACAGGCUGAAUUCUUUGCCGAGCAAGCGAACAAAAUGUACAAAACGGUGCGCGAGUUCAGCUAUGAGGUACCAGGCAGUGCUGAGAAGAGCGAAUUGUCAGCGAUUCUGGAGAAGAUUCCCGUUCACUGCCAGCAGCUACAAGUACUAGUGAAGAGUCCGACCGUCGGAAAAACAGCUACUUUCGGGAAGGUUGAUUCGGUGAUUCAAGAGACGAAAAAUUUGAUGAAUGAGAUCGCGAAACUUGUCACAGCUUCGUUCGUUUGCGCCACGAAGUACGAGAUCGAGUUCCGAGGCGGCUCGAUGCCACGAGUUGUGGGUGACGGCGAGAUGCGUACCUCUCGCGAGUCGACAAUGUGGCGACGCACCCCGUCGAUUCGACGCACCGCUCCACCAUCGAACUCCGGCUCAAACUUCAAUCUU